AUGGAGUAUGUUAUUGUCAUGUGAAAUGAACAACAAUAUUUAUUUUCUUAUUUAUUAUUACAUUAUUGUCUGUGAUUUUAUAAAUUAAUUUAAUCAUGUCGAAAAAAAAUCGCCAAGGGCAUCGUGCCCAUCGGCAGCGUUCAGUUGAUUUUGAUUACGAGGACUUCAGUGUUCAAGAAAAACGUAAUCAAGAAGAUUCUAAUAAUCAUUCGAGCCAAAAAAAUUUUCAACGAAAAAGCCAAGGACGUCCUCCAGGAUUGAAAGGAAAAGCUAUAGGACUUUAUUAUCGAGACUUGAGUAGAAAAAAAAAGGAAGAACGAGGUGAAAAUCAGUCAUCAUCACGUUCAAGUGGACAAGAUCGUCGCUUUUUUUCUUUGCCUGAUUCUACCGAUCAAACUAUUCGCCGGUUACUCAUGGAGGCUCUUGAAGCUACAAAAUCAAGCAGUGAUGGUGAUAAUUUAUCAAUGCAAAAUCGUCAGUUCAGAAAAAAAUUCUUCGAAAUAGUUUCUGGAAAUAUUCAAGAUAGUUUAGAAUGGGCUAUGCGUAUGAAUUCUGUUUUAGUUAAUAAUGAUACUUUAAAUAACCGAUUAAAAAAAGAGUUAGAAGCCAAGAAAGAAGAACGAGCAUAUCAGCAAAUGAUGACAUUCCGUUAUAAAUUACCAGCAUAUAAACAGCGAAAUGAAAUAAUAAAAUUAAUGGAAAAGCAUCAAGUAAUUUUGAUAAGUGGAGAGACUGGAUGUGGUAAAACUACUCAAGUAUGCCAAUACAUCUUAGAUGAUGCAAUUGAAAAAGGAAUAGGGAGCACUGUAAAAAUAGUUUGUACUCAACCUCGAAGGAUUUCAGCUACCUCUGUAGCUGAAAGAGUUGCAGCAGAGCGUAUAGAAAAUCUUGGAGAUUCUGUUGGCUAUCAAAUAAGACUUGAAAAAGCUCUUUGUAGAGAUUAUGGAAGUAUUUUAUUCUGCACUACUGGUGUGUUACUUCGAUUUAUGCAAAGUGAUCCGGCAUUAAGGGAUUACUCUCAUAUCAUUUUAGAUGAAAUUCAUGAAAGAAAUAGUGAAACUGAUUUUAUUAUGACUAUAUUGAAACAAGUCAUUCAUAAACGAUCUGAUUUAAAAGUUAUUCUUAUGAGUGCAACGUUAAACGAAAAAAGAUUUUCAGAAUAUUAUGGGGAUUGUCCUUUGAUUCAUAUACCAGGUUUUACUUAUGAGGUAACUGAGUAUUAUCUAGAAGAUAUAUUAAAAUUAACAAAAUUCAGAUUUGACACCGCAAAAAAAGUUUUGCCCACUGACCUAACAACAUCUCAUGCCAAAGUUAUUUUACCAUCUUUAGACAAAUUAAUAAGAGAAGGAAAUUACCCGACUUAUGUAGUUCACGAACUUCGUAAUCCAAUGGUUGAGUUGAUAAACUUGGAAUUAAUUCGAAAUUUAAUAGAGUAUAUUUGUAACAAUAAAGGACCAGGUGCUAUUUUAGUAUUUUUACCUGGUUUGCGAGAUAUUACUCAGUUAUGCGAAUUGCUAGAAGAAUCUGGUCAUUUUCCUUCGAAUAAAUUUGAUGUUUAUCCUCUUCAUUCCCAACUACCAACAGCCGAUCAAAAGAUGAUAUUUAAUCCUCCUCCUGUCGGAGUUCGUAAGAUAAUUAUUGCUACUUCAAUCGCAGAAACAUCCAUUACUAUCGAAGACGUUGUGUAUGUAAUUGAUUGUGGACAGAUGAAAUUAUCAAGAUUUGAUAUCGGUCUAAGUUUAGAAAUGCUGAAGCCUGAAUGGGAAACAUUAGCAAAUGCAAAACAACGUCGUGGACGAGCCGGAAGAGUACAACCAGGAGAAUGUUAUCGUUUAUAUACAAGGGCACGAGAAGCAACGUUUGAUGAAUAUCAAACUCCAGAAAUGAUACGAACACCUUUAGAACGAGUUGUAUUACAAAUCAAAUUAUUACAAUUAGGUCGAGCAGACGUUUUUCUUGCGAAUGUCUUGGAUCCUCCAGAAGAGAAAGCUAUUAAGCUAGCUAUAGAUUUAUUGAUCGAUACAAAUGCUCUUGAUGAGGAUGAAAAUUUAACGCCGUUAGGGUAUCAUUUGGCACAGUUGCCAGUAGAUGUAAAAACUGGUAAAAUGAUUCUAUGGGCUUCGAUAUUUUCUUGUGUUGAGCCAGUAUUUGCUAUCGCAGCAUGCCUGUCUUAUAAAGACCCUUUCUAUUGUCCUAGAAGUCAAAAGGAAGAAGCAAAUAAAAUGAAAAAAAUACUUGGCUUGGAUCAAUAUAGUGAUCAUAUAACUUUUGCUGAAGCUCUCAGACUAUUUGAAAAAGCUAGAAGAAAGUCACGGAAAAAUGCUCGACUAUUUUGUUCAAAAUAUUUUUUAUCGUUUAACACUCUUGAAUUAUUAUUAAAAAUGAAAAAAGAAUUCGCCAUGUAUAUGUAUGAUAUGCAAUUUUUGAAGAGUGCUAAUCCACGUGAUAAAGAGAGUAACAUAAAUUCACGUAAUUUAUCAUUGAUAAAAGCCAUUAUCUGUGCUGCAUUGUGUCCAAAUGUUGCCAUCGUCCAAAAGCAGGCUCGUUUUCCAAUACUUGCAACACCUGAAGAUGGAACUGUAAAAAUUCAUCCCAAAAGUAUAAAUAUGGAAGCUAAAGCAUUACCAACUCCUUAUGUAACUUUUUUUGAAAAAAAAAAGUCUACGGCUAUUUAUUUGCAUGAUACGACGUGUGUUACUGAUGCUGCAUUAAUAUUUGCGUUUUCUAAUGGCCAAUUAAAAAAACUGGAAAAAAGAUCUUUAUUAACUCUUCGUCAAGGAUUCGAAUUUUUAUGUAAACAAAGCGUUGGAGAAACAGUAAAGCGUUUACAAGAAAAUUUCAACGAACUUUUAGCAGAAAAAUUUUUAAAUCCAAAUUCAAUCAAUUGGAAUUCAUCUGAAGGUUUCGUGUUAUUAGCUAUUAUUGAAUUUUUGUCUGUGGCAGACACUAAUGUAGGCAUCACAUCAAAACGAUUAGAACUUGAGUCAAUUAGUGAAGAUGACGACGAUGAUGAUAAAGAUGAUGAUGAUGAUGAUGAUAAUACAAGUGGAUCACUUGUAAUAGUCUAAAUUAUUUAAAUAUGUACUUAUAAGUUUAUAUAUAUUUUCGCUUAAUUUUUAACAAGAUAAUGCAGGUCAAGUAAUAAAUUGGAGUAUUUAAUUUUGACUGAAUUUACAGUGUAAUCAAGUAAGUAGAAUAAUUUUUUGU
This is a messenger RNA of Chelonus insularis, 3207 nucleotides long. It is a transcript of the gene Rhau, whose product is annotated as RHAU helicase. Gene Ontology annotation, cellular component: cytoplasm; intracellular anatomical structure. Gene Ontology annotation, molecular function: RNA helicase activity; G-quadruplex DNA binding; G-quadruplex RNA binding. The transcript is spliced from 9 exons. NCBI's taxonomy places the organism in Eukaryota, Metazoa, Arthropoda, Insecta, Hymenoptera, Braconidae. The record is from RefSeq and is a predicted model, not a curated record. The coding region runs from base 96 to 3068 and encodes 990 amino acids.